Athene cunicularia (burrowing owl) is the source of this 791-nucleotide messenger RNA. RefSeq names its product latexin (gene LXN). Bases 1 to 543 code for a protein of 180 amino acids. The record is from RefSeq and is a predicted model, not a curated record. The transcript is spliced from 6 exons. Gene Ontology annotation, molecular function: metalloendopeptidase inhibitor activity. NCBI's taxonomy places the organism in Eukaryota, Metazoa, Chordata, Aves, Strigiformes, Strigidae.
AUGGACCAAGACAUCGACGGUGUUGGGCGUAAGUACCAUCUGGAAUUGGAGUUAGAAGAUGUCCUUGACAAAGACAGUACUGUUAACUGCACUGCUGAGGUUCUUUAUCAUCUGGGCAACAAAAACAUUGCUCCCGAUGUGCAAUUCACACUUGAAGGAGAACUUAAGAACACAGAUGAAGCAGAUAACGUGUUCUACAAUCGAAUCAAGAGCCUGGAAAAAGAGCUUGUGGCAGAAAACAUACCAGACAACCACGGCAAUGUGUCCCCAGAAAUGGAGCCCAUCCACCUGCUAGCGUGGGUCGCCUCUGGCUACGUGAUAUGGCAGAACUCGACUGAAAACACAAAGUUCCAACUUGCCCAAAUUAAACACGUGAAGCAAGUGAAAAGAAGCGAUGAGUAUCUUGAAUUUGACUACAAGAUUCUACUUCACGAAAUGCUGACCCAGGAGAUCAUUCCCUGGCAAAUGACAGUUCUCUGGCACCCCCAGCACGGUGUUGAAGUGACACGGGACAGCCGUCAGCCAAAAGAGGCACCGGAAUGAUGGAGCCCCCGACACCGCCACGGAACCUCAAACACUCCGACCAGCAUUUGAAGGGAGGGCAGCCAAGUGAUGAGGGGGGAGAUGCAAUCAAGGUACAAGAAAAAACGUCCUGCCUCAAGUUAAGCUUUUCCUGUACGUUGUGCUUUGAUCUGACAAUGCAAAAGGCACUUUCUCUGCUACAUGAACAAAUUCUGCACCAAAAUAAAUUUUAAAAACUUGUUACCAGAAAGAGUACUUACGGCACAGGU